UGUCACUGUCGGGAGCGUUGGAGACGGAUGAAGGGGUGUUGAUAGAUGGACAGCAGGACAGAAGGAUAUAAGACAGGAAGAGAAGCUGCGUCAUGUCUACUCACAGUUACACUCACUGAGAGUUAGCGCAACUAUCCCCGUCUCUGUUCCCGGGCUUCGUGUCGUGUCGCUUCGCCUUUUUCUGCAAAGUUAUGGAGAGCAGAACACAUCAGGUCUGAGUGUUCCAGCUGUCCGCGUGCCGACGUUCUUCUGAACAGUCCUUCAGUUUCCCAGAGUAGCUCCGGAGGAACGUUUUGUCUCAGCCUUGGAGGGCCCCCAUCAUCAUGGUGAACAGCCAAGCGUCAGGCGUGCCGUCGGCCCCCAGGUCGUGUGCAGGGUGCGGGGGAAAGAUCGCCGACCGCUUCCUGCUCUUCUCCAUGGAGCGCUACUGGCACACUCGCUGCCUCAAGUGCUCUUGCUGCCAGGCCCAGCUGGGAGACAUCGGCACCUCCUGCUACAGCAAAGGGGGCAUGAUUCUGUGUCGGAGUGACUACAUCAGACUGUUUGGGCACAGCGGGGUGUGCAGCGCCUGCGGACAGUCGAUCCCCGCCAACGAGAUGGUGAUGAGGGCACAGGGAAACGCUUACCACCUGAAGUGUUUCAGCUGUGCCACCUGUAGGACCAGACUAAUGCCUGGCGAUCGCUUCCAUUACAUCAACGGUACAAUCUUCUGUGAACACGACAGACCUGGCGCCGUGUUGCUCAACAGCCACCUGCUCCCCCUCCAGAGCAGCUCUGUGCUGACAGACCAGAAGGUAUGCUGAGGUGCCUGCUUCUCCAUGUUGUUGUGAUUUCUCCUCACGGCCCCCCUCUUCCCCAGGAGGGAGGACACCGUUGCUUACAAGAUCCCGGUCCGUCACCACAUCGGAAACUACAUCACAUUUAUGUCGUGUUCAAUGUUGUCUGUGCAUCAUGCAAAGACUGUGUGAUUUGCACUGGCAAAAGGCUUCUUUGGGACUGAAAGAAAGCCAAAGGAAAGCGAUAAGGAUGAAAGCCUGCGCCAACUGGAAGAGGGAAUAAGAGACGCUUGAAUGAACAUUCGAUGGACUGCUGUAAAAUGACUGUCAAAGCUUUGCUUAUGCCAUGUGGCAAAUAUUUCCCCUGAGCGUCAGUGUUUCAAAUGAACUUGAUCUUUCUCUUGUAUAAAUUAAUCUGAGAUCUCACACUCUGCGGAUUGAAUAUAAUAUGUAUGGGUGUUAGGUCAAAAUGUUCAGUCAUAAAAAACCUUGUAAUAAGAUUUUAAACUAUUUCAGAGGUAAGAUUCAAACUUUAAAAAAAUCUAAUGUUGCUGUAUGAUGAACAAACUGAAUGAACCAGUGAUGGGUUUUUUUCUUUAUCAGAUGUCUGUUCAAUGUGGAAAAACAAUUGUGCCGUUUUAAACAAAAAUCCUAUUAAAGCGGUUUUUCUGUAACAUGUCAAAAACAAGCUGAGGUCAUUUUGAAGCCCCUGAGCGGCAUUACAGAGACAUCGUAUUGCAUGGUACGUAACACGCUGCAAGUGACUGUCUCUCACUCUCCUUAGCCCUGUAUGGUGAAAACAUGCCUGAUUACCCUGAGGAAUGGAAUUAGGGGGCUUGAGCUCUGACCAUUUACAGAAGCAAUUAAACAUGAGCCCUGUAUCUGCUGCUGGAGCUCCUGGGAGGCUGAACUCGGGGCACAGCCCGCGGCUGACUGGCUGCCUCUAAUAAGGCCUAAUCUGAAAGCAGGCUAAUUAAAGGGGAGUGGCCCCUCUACAUUCAGGGCAUUUGAAACAAUCUGAUGUAUUUAUUGUUUACCAUGUUCUAAUUAAAGCUCCAACACAUGCU
Gymnodraco acuticeps is the source of this 1843-nucleotide messenger RNA. RefSeq names its product LIM domain transcription factor LMO4-B-like. NCBI's taxonomy places the organism in Eukaryota, Metazoa, Chordata, Actinopteri, Perciformes, Bathydraconidae. The transcript is spliced from 5 exons. The record is from RefSeq and is a predicted model, not a curated record. The coding region runs from base 324 to 803 and encodes 159 amino acids.